UUUUCUGUUUUGCCCAGUUGUAGUCGCACGGAAUUAGAUGCGGCUAUAUUUUGAACGGUAAAUAAAAGUGCCGUGAAGUUUUAUGACUUAAGUGAUACAGAUAUUUGGUGUAUUGUGGUGCAAAAAUAAUGAAAUGAUGGGUCUGUCCGGACCGUUAGUUCUGUACCGGUCGUGGUGCGAUGCAUUCGUUUGAUUCCAAUAGACUUGGAAAGUUAAAUAGUUUUCGAUGUAUCGUUGUGUGGUUUUUGUGCAAUCGUAACUCUUAACAUGAGGAAUAUAAGAUUCUGUGUCGACUUGGUGCUAUGGAGUGCGAUAGCAUACCUCUUCGUUCUGCCAUUCUCGGAGACCAGGAUGGAGGAAAGCAUGGAGCCCCACCCAACCUCCACCGAGAAGCCGGAAGAAGUGUCCCGGGACGAACCGAAGAUUGAGAAAUGUUUCCACAUGCCCCGGGACAAGUGUCCCACAGACGGACAGAAGUGCACCCGCGUGGAUCCCGUGUCCGUCUUCUGCUGUGAUGUGGACAGCUUCCGUUUGAGGGAAGCCCUGGCUAUAUUCAUGACCCAAAACACGACUAAUCUCCAUGUGUCGAACGCAACAAUAAAGGACUUAGACGUGUCCCAACCAAUCUUCCGGAGGCUGACGUCCAUGGCGCUCACUGAUGGGAACAUUGGGAAGAUUGUCGGUCAAUUCCCAAAGCACUCUCCGAUCGUCUGCCUAAACAUAUCCAACAACAACCUCAGCAGCAUCACGCCGCAGCCGCCGCUAAGCCGUCCCUUCGCGUAUCUGUACGCACUCAAUGUGCUCGACGCAUCCUCUAACAACCUCACUGAGUUCCCACUCAGCCUCUUACAGAGCAAUCGGAAGAUACAUGUGGAUCUGUCAGGUAACAACUACCUUCCGUGCAAGCAUUUCCACAAGGCGAUGGAGGUGAACAGUCGCGAACCACUGCUGAAGUUCCUGCACUACAACAAGACGUACUGCGCCAUUGAUCUGAGAUACAACUGGUUCAAAGACGUCCAAAUAGUCCAGAUUGACCAUGUGUGGGUGCAGAAACAGCUGAACGAGAGCUGUCAGAACAUAAAGCCCGCAAACAUAAACUGCACGUGCACCACGGUGCUGGAACUGGUGGUAUCGAAGGAGGCCACGUAUGUGGUGGGUGUGGACUGCUCGCAGCGCGGGCUCACGGAGAUGCCGACCAACCUCCCCAACAACACGGUCAAUUUGAACGUAUCUUAUAAUAAUAUAACAUCCCUCCAAGCGAUAUCCGAUGACAGUACAUAUGACCAUCUGCGCUGGCUGGUAGCCGAUUACAAUGACAUUACCAGCCUCGUUGAACUAGAAGGAUCAAAGUUCAUAGACAAUUUUGGUCUCUUCUCUAUUACCAAUAAUAAAUUGCAUUCGAUCCAUCCAUACGUGUUCUCCGACCGUUUCGACUCAACCAGCGCCACCAUGCUGGUUGCUGGCAACUACAUACAUUGUGACUGUAACACUGAAAAAGUGCUUAAGCCAUGGUUAUUAGAAAACAAUAAAGCUAUACCGGACUACAAACAACUUAAGUGCGAAAAUAUACCGAACACAGCCGUCUUCGACCUGAAAGAAUUCCAAGUGUGUCACACGCCGCGGGACUGGACAGAUUAUAUCUACUACAUUAUUGGUCUGGAAACCCUCGUUUUAGUGUUACUAGUGAGUAAAGUCUCAUAUGACUAUUGGGUGUUCAAAACAGCUGGAUAUUUACCGUGGCCAGCUAAUAAGAUGCCUAGGCUGCCUUGCGAUUGGCUCUGUGAGUAACGUUUGACAUCUCUAAAUUUUAAUAUAUCUGUGGUAUUUUUUCUUUUAAUUUUAAAUUAGGCUGUAUGGAUAGUAGUCCUUUGCCUAAUUUUGAUUUUCGCGCCUAAUUCAACGGUGUCAUGGGAGGUGUGAAGCAACGCCGAAAAUGAAAACAGUGCAAUUGCUUUUUAUUUGUGAUUAAGAUGAUAUAAUAAAUGUAUGCUUAAUUAGAUUUUAAUAAAAAUAAUAAGAUAGAUCGGAAUAAAUUCGAUAAUUAGGCAACAUUAAGGUGUUAGCACCGUAGCCGAUGCCGAAGACACUUUCGCUAGUGUGAGUUUCCGUUUGUAUAGAAAACUUGCACAAUACAACACAAAGAACGCAUCCAUGCGUAUGUUAAUGAUAUGAAAUUCAUUAGAUCAGGAUAUUGGGGUGACAUCUUAAAACAGUACUGAAUCCAAUGGGAAAAUGACAGAGGUUUAUAGAUCGCCUAGCAUCACUUUUGCGUGAUGAUGAUGUGAUGACUAGGGCCUGUUUCGCUUCUUGCUGAUGAAGUCUCUGUUUGCCUCUUUAACACUGUUUGAUAUCAUAAUAAAUUAUGUACAUUUUAAAUGAUAGAUAAAUUAAAUAUAGGCUAUCGAGAAGCUGUGAACUCGCGAUAAAAAGUGCAAUUGUGGCAAUGAUCAAAAGAAAUUUGUAUAUUUUUCUAAUAAUUUUUAAAGAAUAGAAAGAAUUUGAUGACGAGGCGGGAUUCAAACCCGCGUCAUUUUGCCAUAACGUAGCAACGCCCAGCCUCGGCCACCUGUGUCCGCUUCAGCAAUCGAAUUUCUUCUACUCUUUAGAUUUCAUAUGCCUAAAGGGUAUCCUAUUCUUUUCUUUUUUUUAUUUCUCUUCUAUGAACCAUUUCAAUGCUAUAAAAAAUUAUAUAUUAAUCUAAAAUAUAUUUAUAAUUUUAAAAAAAUGUAGCAUUGAUAUAAUACCCCUAAGCAUAAUGUAAAGUAGUAACUAUUUUAUAUAUUUAAAAAUAUUUUCCAUAAUUUAUAAGUAAAUAACAUAGCUAUUUUAUAAAUGUAUAUAUUAUAUUGAUAACUAUAAGUAUAAUAUCAUGUACCUAUGUGCCUUAACUAGCAAAUCAUUAUAUUGUUUACGAAUUAAUUUCAUUUGUAGAAGUAAGUACAACGAAUGUUUUCUUUAAUAAACUAUUAUUUGAGUCAGGGUACAUGUUUCGGAUAUGUAGUUGUCUUUUAAAUAUGUUUUAUGAAAACUUGCCAUUUUUUCGGAAUCUCUGCUGUGCUCGAAAAUAACUUUCUGAUCUUAGAAAUAAUAAAAAAAGCAUAAUAUGUUUUUACAUCUACUCAAAGAUUAUAUGUACAUAACAUAAUUUUAUUUUUACGUUUGGUAGCUUUUGCUUUAAGAAAUAUAGACUUAAUGUCGCUUUAAGAGGCUUGAUUAGUAUAUUUAAGUUAUGAAAAUAUUAGGUAAUAAUGCUAUUGUUAAUUUAAUGUUACUCCACGACAAAAACGACAGGCAUUAUAAAGUAAAAAUGCAUUAAACGGAUAAAUUUAAUUAUGUUAUUGCGCAUUCAAUCCAGCAAUACCAAAUUACUAAGCCGUUUUGCUUUCCCCUGUCCUCUCGAACUAAAUUUUGAUAUCAUGCAAUUAAAAUACAUUUUUAGAUAGGUUACACAAAUAAACACCUCUGUUUAUUGUCGUUUAAUGUUUAAUGAUUAAUCGUUUAAUCAUGAUGAAAUUAUACAUCGUGGAUCUUAAUUGUCAAAUAUCAUUGUACUGUAAUAGUAAAUUGAUUAUGCAAAAGAUAAGUCUUUAUUUUUCAAAUA
This is a messenger RNA of Zerene cesonia (dogface butterfly), 3601 nucleotides long. RefSeq names its product protein halfway (gene hfw). The transcript has 10 exons. Lineage: Eukaryota; Metazoa; Arthropoda; Insecta; Lepidoptera; Pieridae. Gene Ontology annotation, molecular function: transmembrane transporter binding; voltage-gated potassium channel activity; potassium channel activator activity. Gene Ontology annotation, cellular component: voltage-gated potassium channel complex. Bases 268 to 1788 code for a protein of 506 amino acids. The record is from RefSeq and is a predicted model, not a curated record.